UUUGAUGUUCUAGGUUUUUUUAAUAAGCUCUAUUUUUAAAAACACCACAAUUGCAAGCCAGCUCUAAGAAAAGGCACUUAGCUUAUUCAUGUCUAAGUAAGGAGAAAGUUGCAUGCGUUAUGACAAUGAGGUUUACAAUUUGAGCCUACUUUUCCAACUUAAUCAGUUCUGCAUAUUAACAAAGUUACAUUUGUUUUGACCUAUAUGAACAAGUAAGCGCAUAAAGACAUAUGUUCAGCUACUAAUUUAUCGUGACUUCAAAUUAAAAAAAAAUAAUAAUAAAAAAACAAAUAAAAGCCAGGUUUAUAUCAGAACAUUUUACAGGGCACGAAGCUUGCAGAUCAACUUUUGGAACACGGUGAUAGCAACGCCCGCCAUUCUCUUCUCUAUAUAAACUGUGAAGCAGUCUACCAUUUGGGUAUAACCUUCUCUCCCAUCCAUUUACUUCAUCAAAUCCCAGUAGCUUCCGUUACUAGCUAUACACCAUGGAGUACAUCAACCAGUACUACUGCAAAUGUAUUAUUUUGGCUUUGAUCUUCAUGCUGGGAGCCUUGUCUUCUCAAGCCACUUCUCGCACUCUCCAAGAUGCAUCAAUGUACGGGAGGUACGAGCAAUGGAUGGCUCGUUAUGGACGUGUAUAUUCUGACAUUAACGAGAAGGAGAAGCGCUUCAAUAUUUUCAAGGAAAAUGUUGCGUUCAUAGAAUCUUCCAACAAUGAUGCAAACAAACUUUACAAAUUGAGCGUCAAUCAAUUUGCAGACCUUACGAAUGAAGAAUUCAAAGCCUCGAGAAAUAGAUUCAUGGGGCACGAAUGUUCCGCAAAGACGACUUCUUUCAAAUAUGAAAAUGUUACUGCACCACCAACUGUAGAUUGGAGAAAGAAAGGAGCUGUGACACCUGUCAAGGACCAAGGCCAAUGUGGAUGUUGUUGGGCUUUUUCAGCGGUGGCAGCCAUGGAAGGAAUUACUAAGCUUACAACUGGUAAAUUGAUAUCUUUGUCUGAGCAAGAGUUGGUUGACUGUGACACAAGCGGUGUAGAUCAAGGUUGUGAGGGUGGUUUGAUGGAUGAUGCAUUUCAAUUCAUUAAUCAAAACCAUGGGCUUAGUACCGAGACUAAUUAUCCUUACACUGGUGUUGAUGGUACUUGCAACACCAAGAAGGAGGCCAACCAUGCAGCCAAAAUAACUGGUCAUGAAGAUGUGCCUGCAAACAGUGAAGAAGCCCUUCUGAAGGCUGUUGCAAAUCAGCCAAUUUCUGUUGCCAUUGAUGCUGGAGGUUCCGAUUUUCAAUUCUAUUCAAGUGGUGUCUUUACAGGAACUUGUGGCACGAGUCUUGAUCAUGGGGUUACCGCUGUUGGUUAUGGAGUCAGUGCUGAUGGGACUAAGUAUUGGUUGGUUAAGAACUCAUGGGGCACUGAAUGGGGUGAAGAAGGAUACAUAAGAAUGCAGAGAGGUAUUGAGGCAAAGGAAGGUCUUUGUGGCAUUGCUAUGGAAGCCUCUUACCCCACUGCAUAACUUGAAUUACCAUCCAAAUCAAUGCCUACAAUAUCUAAUACCCUGGACGUGUAUAUCGUAAUAUGUACAUGAUGAACUUGUACGUUUAGUACAAUAUGCUAUAUGG
Messenger RNA from Pyrus x bretschneideri (Chinese white pear), 1620 nucleotides. Its product is annotated as senescence-specific cysteine protease SAG39-like. The transcript is spliced from 2 exons. Bases 486 to 1514 code for a protein of 342 amino acids. Gene Ontology annotation, cellular component: lysosome. The record is from RefSeq and is a predicted model, not a curated record. NCBI's taxonomy places the organism in Eukaryota, Viridiplantae, Streptophyta, Magnoliopsida, Rosales, Rosaceae. Gene Ontology annotation, molecular function: cysteine-type endopeptidase activity.